CAUAGACACGCAUUUGCAUAUUUAUCUAGCCUUGUGUGCUGUUUGUUCCAAUAUCUGUUCUUCCUGUUACUGGAUAUCGGCUUCGUUGUUUCUUGUUAGUCAAUGUUAACUCGGAAAACGUAGGUGUUUCCUUUGUUUGGGGAAUAAUUAGAGAAUCUCUGACAGUCAGGUAAUAGCAUUCCUUACCUCUGGGUUCCAUCUGAAUCUAUUCUUUUCUCAUCCCGUAUUGAAGGUGUGGACGUAUGCAUAAUUGUUCUCGUGUUUUCAUAACAGAUUUCCACAACCACAAACAAAGUUGGGAUGUCAUUCUUUCUUUUGAGUUGCUGAGAGUUUCACCCACCAAUAUAAAUAAGACCUUUCUUUGCUAGCAGUAUCUGCAAAUCAAGGUUGGAUUCCUAUAUUUGAGAUAUGUUGCAGAUGCAAAGACGUUGUGGACAUGGUAUGAACCGUACAUUAAAGAUGAUGAGUUAUAGCGCAUCUCAAUUAUCAGCUCUUCGGGUGUACUGUCUCUGUCUGGAAGUUCCUGUGGCCAACUGCUUACAAAUUCGUUGUUGUGGGAAUUUGCACCAGGAUCAAAUGGACGGAUGACGACAAUGGGUGUAUACGUACGUGAUUUGCUACUUGGACUGUAUUACUUUGAUACUUUGUUUCCACGUAUUCCUGUUCCCGUCAUGCGCCAGAUUGUAUCAAACCUUGAGAAGAUGAAUCUGCCAACUAAACCUUCUGGUUCAACUGGAGACAUGACUCGUGGCUCUGACGACACUGCCCGUCGUCCACCAUCAGUAAAAGCAUCACUCUCUGUUUCAUUUGGUCAGCGUGCACCUCACCGUGCUUCCACCAGAGGCUCCUCUCCUGUUCGCCGCCCUCCACCUUCUGGUUAUGACAGUAAUGGAGGCGAUGAACUACAACAGCGGUCCCCACGUAGGAGCCAGAUCCGAGACUAUGACAGAGACUCAGACAGACAUCGGGAGAGGGACAGAGACAGAGACAGAGAGAGGGAGAGGGACAGAGAGAGAGACAGAGACAGAGAGAGGGAGAGGGACAGAGAUAGAUACAGAGAAAGGGAGAGGGAUUAUGGUAAUGAUAGGAGAUCGAGGCGAGACUAUGAAAGUAGAAGCAGACGCAAUGAUUAUGAGGAUGAUAGAAGCAGACAUGACCGAAGGAGCAGGAGCAGAAGCAGAAGUAGGAGCAGGAGUUUGCAAAUUGAGCGUGAACCGACUCCUAAAAGAGAUAAUAGCAACAGGGAGAAAUCAGCUGUGACUGUGAACAGCAAUCUUGCGAAGCUCAAAGAUUUAUAUGGAGACGCGAGUAAUCAGAAAGGAGAUGAAGGAUUUGGAACAAGGAGGGAUUCAAGCUCAGAAGAGGUCAUCAAGCUUGGUGGUUCCUCUUGGAGGUGAAAAAACAAAACAAAAACAAAAACAAAAACUGUGGAUUUUAAAAUGCUUCUUCUAUUUCGUAGGAUGAUGCAUGUUGUUUUACUGUAUUGUUUUAGUCUCCAGCAAGCUACAUUUGUUAUAUGCCUGAAAUUACAGUUUAUUAGAAUUGAUAUUUAUCUUGAAUU
This is a messenger RNA of Eutrema salsugineum, 1561 nucleotides long. RefSeq names its product pre-mRNA splicing factor SR-like 1. Gene Ontology annotation, cellular component: precatalytic spliceosome. Lineage: Eukaryota; Viridiplantae; Streptophyta; Magnoliopsida; Brassicales; Brassicaceae. The transcript is spliced from 5 exons. The record is from RefSeq and is a predicted model, not a curated record. Bases 585 to 1397 code for a protein of 270 amino acids.